Rhinichthys klamathensis goyatoka is the source of this 1995-nucleotide messenger RNA. RefSeq names its product heat shock transcription factor 1 (gene hsf1). NCBI's taxonomy places the organism in Eukaryota, Metazoa, Chordata, Actinopteri, Cypriniformes, Leuciscidae. The record is from RefSeq and is a predicted model, not a curated record. The transcript is spliced from 14 exons. Gene Ontology annotation, biological process: regulation of DNA-templated transcription. Bases 306 to 1892 code for a protein of 528 amino acids. Gene Ontology annotation, molecular function: DNA-binding transcription factor activity; sequence-specific DNA binding.
AUCAUAGCGCGACGCUUCUCAGCGCUCCUUGUUUUCUACGCAGUUUCGUCGCGAUGUGCAUUUAAUGGAAAUUUCCACUCCUUCUGAACCAUCAUCAGCACCAAAUCAGAUUAAAUUAUCUUAAAUAGCGCUCUUUAAACGGGAUCCGGACACUCUGAGGGGGAAAGAUACUCAAAUUCGCGUGUUUAAAGAGCGCAGUCUGUGUUCGUUCAGCAACACUUUUAGUUUGUGACUCUGCUCUUCUUCAUCAGUGACUCAGUAUAGAGGUUUAAUCGUCGUCAGAAAUCAUCACUAAACUGUCUCUGAUGGAGUAUCACAGUGUGGGCCCUGGAGGGGUGAUUGUCUCGGGUAACAACGUACCUGCGUUUCUGACCAAACUCUGGACGCUGGUGGAGGAUCCGGACACAGACCCGUUAAUCUGCUGGAGUCCUAACGGCACCAGCUUUCAUGUGUUCGACCAAGGAAGGUUUUCCAAAGAGGUUUUGCCGAAAUACUUUAAGCACAACAACAUGGCCAGUUUUGUUCGCCAGCUCAAUAUGUAUGGUUUUCGGAAAGUUGUCCACAUCGAACAGGGAGGGCUGGUAAAACCGGAGAAAGACGACACAGAAUUCCAGCAUCCGUAUUUCAUCCGCGGACAGGAGAAUCUGCUGGAGAAUAUCAAGAGGAAGGUAACAACGGUGUCGAAUAUUAAACACGAGGACAUCAAGUACAACUCUGACGACGUGUCUAAAAUGAUCACAGAUGUCCAGCUCAUGAAGGGCAAGCAGGAGUCGAUGGACUCCAAAAUCAGCACCCUCAAACAUGAGAAUGAGGCGCUCUGGAGGGAAGUUGCCACUCUGAGACAGAAACACUCUCAACAGCAGAAAGUCGUCAAUAAGCUCAUUCAGUUCCUGAUCACUCUUGCGCGGUCCAACAGAGUCCUGGCAGUGAAACGAAAGAUGCCCCUGAUGUUGAACGAUGGCAGCUCCACACACUCUCUGCCCAAAUACUCUCGGCAGUACUCGCUCGAGUCGUCUCCUGCCAUCUCUCCCUCCAGCACAGCUUUCACAGGAACGGGUGUUUACACCUCAGAAUCGCCUGUGAAGACCGGGCCAAUCAUCUCUGACAUCACUGAACUGGCGCAGUCCAACCCUGUGGCCACGGAGGAGUGGAUUGAAGAUAGAACAAGCCCAUUGGUCCAUAUCAAGGAGGAGCCGUCUAGCCCCGCCCACAGUCCUGAGGUGGAGGAGGUGUGUCCUGUGGAAGUGGAAGUGGGGGCGGGAUUGGGUGUACCUGUGGACACGCCCCUUUCCCCCACAACCUUCAUCAAUUCCAUCCUUCAGGAGAACGAGCCCAUCAGCGCCCCGACCCCGCCUCCCAGCGAGCAGAAGUGUUUGAGUGUGGCCUGCUUCGACAAUUAUCCUCAGAUGUCUGAGAUCUCUCGCCUUUUCUCCAGCUUCUCCACCUCAGCUCUCCACCUCAGGCCUCCUCCCGGGACAGAACUGAGUGAUCACCUAGAGACCAUUGACUAUGGAUUAGAGAACCUUCAGCAGAUCCUCAAUGCGCAGUCCAUCAACUUUGACACCUCGCCUCUCUUUGACAUUUUCACAUCAUCUUCUGCUGAUGUGGAUCUGGACAGCCUGGCUUGUAUCCAGGAUCUUCUGUCACCUGAACCAGUGAAAGAACCCGAAUCUAGUGCAGACACUGAAAAUUCAGGCAAGCAACUGGUCCAGUACACAGCUCAGCCCGUGAUUCUUCCCGACCCGGUCACGACUGAGACCUGCGACACCGACCUCCCCAUCCUUCUGGAGCUGGAGGACGACUCGUAUUUCGGCUCCGAACCAUCCGAAGACCCCACCAUCUCCCUUCUCGACUUCCAGUCCUCCGUACCUGAAGACCCCAAACUAUCAUAGAGAGAGAUGCUUUUAUAAAGGGAUUUAUGUCUGUGUGGGUUUUUUAAAUUUGAUUCUCUACAUUUUAUUUUUUUGGUCUUUUAUUUAACACGUCAGGGCUAGC